UUUUCUUUCUUCAAUGUUAUACUAGCUAGCAAGUAAGGUAUAGAUUGGAUCUACUAACAGGUUUUGGACACCAACUGAUGCAGGUGGAACCAACAGGUGGAGUUGCUUAGAAGAUGUAUAAAGAAAAUGGUGUAGUUCAUGAUGAUGAUGAUAUGCAUGACAUAGAGAGUGAAGGUUUUCUACAUUCAAAGGAGGGAGUGCAAAGGCAUGAAUCAGUGUUUUCCGAAAGGAAUGUGACAUACUCUGAACCACUUCUAUUGAAGAGGAGGAACACCACUUCCCAGGCUGCUAUAAUUGGUGCCAACCUUUGCCCUGUUGAAAGCCUUGACUACGAGAUUUUUGAGAAUGAGGUUUUUAAGCAAGACUGGAGGUCUAGGAAGAAGGUACAGAUAUUCCAGUAUCUGAUACUUAAGUGGGGAUUUGCUCUUCUUAUUGGAUUAGGUACUGGAAUUAUUGGCCUCUUCAAUAGUAUUUCAGUUGAGAACAUAGCAGGUUUCAAGCUGCUUAGGACUACCAGUCUCAUAUCUGAACACAGAUAUCUUGAAGCUUUUGUUGUAUAUGCCGGUAUCAAUGUGGUUUUAGCAGCAGCCGCUGGUGCACUUUGUGCUUUUAUUUCCCCAGCAGCAGCAGGCUCUGGUAUCCCAGAGGUAAAAGCAUAUCUGAAUGGUGUGGAUUCACACUCUAUACUGGCUCCGAGCACUCUUUUUGUAAAGAUUAUUGGUUCUAUCCUGGGAGUUUCUUCUGGAUUUGUGGUAGGCAAAGAAGGACCUAUGGUACAUACAGGUGCAUGCUUGGCUUCUUUGUUGGGGCAGGGUGGAUCUCGCAAGUAUGGCUUGACUUGGUCUUGGCUUAGAUAUUUCAAAAAUGACCGUGAUCGGCGAGACCUGAUAACUUGUGGUGCGGCUGCUGGUGUUGCUGCUGCCUUUCGUGCUCCAGUAGGUGGUGUCCUCUUUGCCCUUGAAGAGGCAGCUUCAUGGUGGCGGAGUGCUCUUCUGUGGAGAACAUUUUUCACAACAGCAGUGGUUGCUAUUUUUUUCAGAGUUGCAAUUCAGUUUUGCUCGACAGGAAAAUGCGGGUUAUUUGGGGAAGGUGGUCUGAUACUUUAUGAUGUCAAUUCAUUCACGGGAACAUAUAGCGCCAGUGACUUAGUAGCAACCAUACUAUUGGGAAUCAUUGGAGGCCUUCUUGGAAGUUUGUAUAACUACCUUGUUGAUAAGGUUGUUCGUACAUAUAGCAUCAUCAAUGAAAAAGGUGCAGUGUUCAAAAUCAUGCUUGUUGUUGCAAUUUCUCUUUUGACAUCAUGUUGUUAUUAUUUCCUACCAUGGAUUUCAACCUGUGCACCCUGCCCAACUGAUAAAACAGAAAUCUGUCCCUCGGUCAAUGAGUCUGGAGAAUACAAAAGGUUUCAGUGCAAACCAGGCUACUACAAUGAUCUUGCUUCACUCUUUCUAAACACCAAUGAUGAUGCUAUUCGUAAUCUCUACAGCUCGAGGUUAACCAAGGAGUUUCAUAUUUCCAGCUUGGGCAUCUACUUUGCCACUAUCUACUUUCUUGGGAUAGUCACUUAUGGCAUUGCUAUUCCAUCCGGGCUUUUCAUUCCAGUUAUCCUUGCCGGCGCUGCGUAUGGCCGGUUUAUAGGGACACUAUUCAAACCGAUCGCCACUCUUGACACGGGACUCUUUGCUCUCCUUGGAUCUGCAUCCCUCCUAGGUGGCACCAUGAGAAUGACAGUCUCAAUUUGUGUCAUAUUGCUUGAACUCACAAAUGAUCUCUUGUUACUCCCACUUGUGAUGAUAGUAUUACUAAUCUCAAAAACUGUGGGUGAUUCCUUCAACAAGGGUGUCUAUGACCAAAUACUGAAGAUCAAAGGGAUUCCUUAUUUGGAGGCUCAUGCAGAACCUUACAUGCAGAAUUUGGUUGCACGUGACGUCGUCUCUGGCCUACUAAUCACCUUUUCAGGUAUAGAAAAGGUGGGAAAUAUACUGCAUGCUCUGGAAAAUACAGGGCACAAUGGUUUUCCUGUCAUCAAUGAACCGCCUUUCACGGAUACACCGGAGCUCUGUGGACUUGUGCUGAGGUCCCAUUUGCUAGUGUUGCUGAAGGCGAAGAUUUUUUCGAAGGAAAGGGUGCUUGUGAGCCAUGACACCUUCCAAAGAAUUUCUGCAUUGGAUUUCGGAAAGCCGGGACUAGGGAAGGGUGUAAAACUAGAAGAUCUAGAUAUCACGGAGGAAGAGCAGGAUAUGUAUGUGGACUUGCAUCCUAUCAGUAAUGCAUCACCAUACACAGUGCUUGAGACAAUGUCACUUGCCAAAGCUGCUGUUCUUUUCCGCACACUCGGACUCAGGCACAUGUGUCUUGUUCCGAAGAGCCAACUGAGACCACCAGUUGUUGGGAUUCUAACUCGCCAUGAUUUUAUGCCGGAGCAUGUUUUGGGACUUCAUUCUAACAUGAAUCCUCAUUAAGGGACGGAAUGACCCCAGUGAAAUGAGGUUCUCGCUUUUACAUUAAGCUGCUGUAGACAUUAUUAGAUCAUUAACUUAAGUUGGUAAAUUUGGAUCAAUUUUAGCAAAUAUGUUAAUAUUAAAUAAAAUUGUCUUGUUCAUGCUGCUUGUAGAUAUUUUGAUAAAAAAUGUACCAAUGAUCAGUCUUCCUGAUGUAUUGUUAAUUAUACAUCAGAAUUGAAUACUUAAGAAGAUAACUAAAGGGUCAUUAGGCCUUAAUCACCAAGUGUAAUAGCCAAGAAACAUGUUAAUUAAGGUUAAAUAGCUCAUAAUAUCUACUUAGUAGGGUCAAAUUCUGAAGGGAUGCAAUGAAAAACACAGCAGUGGUGGUGUCGCAACGGCUGGUGUCGACAACUAGCUUUGUAGUGUAGGGAUCCAGCACUGCCCUUUCGUCCGAUUGGGUCAAUGCAUGGCAAUGCCUACGGCCUACCUAUUGGCGAUAAGCAGGCAAGGCAUCCUUUGACUCUCAAAUUGUAUCUUGGGAAGCAAGGGACAAAAUUGUGAUAUGAUAAGAUUUUUUGUUUCCUGGUUCUCUGUGUUGUGUUGGUUCCUACAUGGAAGAAGAUUGCUUUCCAUUCUAUCAUGGGUGAAGAACAUGAAGGAGGAGGAAAACACAUGAAAGAGGGUCAAUGGUGUGGUAACAAAGACUAGAACCAAAAACUUUUCUCAAUUUUUGUUGUUGAUAAGAGAUUACAUAUGACACUAAUAGAGAGAAUUUUGAGAUGAUUCGUUCCUAAAUCAAGAAAACAACACUAUAUGAAAAAGUUUAAGGCAACUACUCAAAUGAAGAUGCUAAAAACAUCUUUUUAUGAAGAUUCUUGUGUUAAAAGUGUACUUUGUUUGUUUAGCCACACUUUAAAAAAAAUAACAC
Messenger RNA from Arachis ipaensis, 3372 nucleotides. The record is from RefSeq and is a predicted model, not a curated record. NCBI's taxonomy places the organism in Eukaryota, Viridiplantae, Streptophyta, Magnoliopsida, Fabales, Fabaceae.